This is a messenger RNA of Thamnophis elegans (Western terrestrial garter snake), 1964 nucleotides long. RefSeq names its product kinesin-like protein KIF11-B. Bases 238 to 1884 code for a protein of 548 amino acids. Gene Ontology annotation, cellular component: spindle microtubule; nucleus. The record is from RefSeq and is a predicted model, not a curated record. Gene Ontology annotation, biological process: mitotic spindle assembly. NCBI's taxonomy places the organism in Eukaryota, Metazoa, Chordata, Lepidosauria, Squamata, Natricidae. Gene Ontology annotation, molecular function: plus-end-directed microtubule motor activity. The transcript has 11 exons.
UUGGCUGGCGCGCCGCGCGGCUUAUUCAAAAAUGGCCGGCUUCGCUCUUGGCUCGCUUCUCCCGCGAAGUUGGUUGCGGAGCGUGAAGAGCCGCUCGAGAGGUGUCCGCUGAAGGGCGGCUGCGCUCCUCUCCCUCCCUCGGCCCUCUCGAAGGGAUCCCUCGGGGAGUAAGGGAAUAGUCCGGACCUUCCCCGCCGCGCCGUGGCUGAAGCGCCGGUUCCCCGGGACGAAGCGACCAUGAGCUCUUCCGUCGAAGAGGAGGAAGGCAAGGACACCCAGGUGGUGGUGAGAUGCAGUCCUCUUCAUGGGAAAAUGACAAUUCAGGAAGAGCAAAUUGCAGACUAUACUGAGAAAAUCACCGCCCUGGAGGAAGAAUUGAAAAAUGUUACCGAGUUAUUUACUGUACAAAAAGCUAAAAUAGAAAAGUUCCAGGCAAUCCUACAAGCCAGGGAGAUGGAACUGGAAGAUACCGAGGAAGAUUCGGAUAUCACCAAGGUUCUUCUUGCUAAAGAAGAAUAUGUGGCCUCAACCUUAGAGAGCUCAGAAGACAAACUUCAUGGCACCGCUACCAAGCUGCUUACUACAGUUGAAGAAACUACCGGUGACGUGUCUGGUCUGCAUGCAAAAUUAGAUCGGAAGAAAGCAGUUGAGCAGCAUAAUGCGGAAGCUCAGAGGUCCUUUAUGGAGCACAUGAACGUACACUUCGACCAAAUCCAGAGCUCUGUGCGAAAGAACUAUCGGAAUCAGCAAGAGAUGCUAAACUCUUACACCUCCUCAGUUGAUGAUCUUCUCACCACCAGUUUAUCGACAUUUGGAGUCACCGCGGCAGCUAUCAAUGCAGCAUUCACUUCGGUAAAGGAAAUGGUUUCGACUGAAGUCUCCCUGGCUGCCGAAAAAAUGCUGACUCAGGACACGCUAACCUCCCAAAAUAAAAAUGACCUCCAGAAAAUGAUGGAGGAACACGCGUGUGGACUGGACAAGGCGUUGAGUAGUCUAACCCCUGUGGUACAACUUGUGCAAAGUAUAAACUCUCAGCUGCAGGAACACUUCAAGAAAAAUUCAUCCUUGGCAGAAAUGAUUACAGGCUACAAAGAAGAGCUGGCUACCUUCUUCCAUGAUCAUUCUCUUGAUUUGAGUAAGCUACACAAAAACUGUUCCCAAAUGUUUACUCAACUUCAGGAUAGUUACGAGAGCCUGCAAGAAGAAGUGGAACUGACCAAGAUGGCACAGAAAACGAAUACAGCCCAACUUAUUGCUUCACUGCAAAAUCAACUAACCGUGUUCGAUAACCAAGCUCAGCAGAAUUUCAGCCAACUCCUAGAGAAAGGUGGAAGCCUAAAGAAGAAUAUCAGUGAUGUACAAGAGAAUAUAAUUGUGCAGACUAUUGGCCUUGUCAACUCUGCCAAUUCCCAGCAGAACAAGAUGGUUCCAGCUCUGGAUGACCUUUCCCAAGAGAUCAAGCAAUCCAGCCAUGAUAAUGUUAAGAUACUCCUGGAAUCAGACAACUACUGUAAAAAUCUGAGCAGUAGUUUGAGAAAGACAUGCAAAGAAGCAACUAGUUGGGCUGAAACGGCAACUGCAGAGAUAGGCUGUGUAGUUGAUCAACAGAGAGCGUUUCUCAACAGCCAGAACGAACACCUACAAAACAUGUAUAAGGAUCUCCAUGACAAAUGUAACGCAUCAGAAGCCAAUGUGACAGACCACAUGAAGAGGCAAAAAGAGGCCGAAUAUGUUGCCCUCCGGAGGCUUCUUGACCACUUGGAGAAUGACCGAGAGGUGCUUACCGAACAGAAAGACCUACUCCUUGAAGAAGCAGAGGAUGGCUUAAUUCAGAUUAAUAGCUUACUGACUGAGGAUCUGAAAACGGAUCCCCCCACAGCAUAAAAGAAGCGUCAAAAAGGAUAAAGAGAACAAACCGGCAUUCUUUCUGAAAAAGGCCAAGGAGGAGGAUUCGGCCACUCCAU